This is a messenger RNA of Penicillium macrosclerotiorum, 402 nucleotides long. RefSeq lists its product as uncharacterized. NCBI's taxonomy places the organism in Eukaryota, Fungi, Ascomycota, Eurotiomycetes, Eurotiales, Aspergillaceae. Bases 1 to 402 code for a protein of 133 amino acids. The record is from RefSeq and is a predicted model, not a curated record. The transcript has a single exon.
AUGUCCCCAUCGUGGACAAUCAUGAGCGGAUUCGAGACUAGUAGGAAUAAAUUUGAAGAGGGCGAUGGCUUGUACAAGCAGACAGUUUCGGAGGCGCGACCCAGAGAGCUGCAGCAAUGGACGAAUCGAGAGGUUCCAAUGGAGAGCACCCAGCCAGUCAGGGCCGAGAUCUCGCGACUCCUCCUGUCUGCGAUGCUGAGAUAUGUCAUUUUCGUCCGCGAUGAAGCCCGAGCUCAGCUCCUCCCGUCCAAUGCCAAAUGCAAUAAAUCAUUCGGUCCGUACCACCCCGCCGGGAAUAGUUCCACCCAGGAACCUGCACUCCUGUCAUCCCCUAUUGCUUUUUUCUUGCGCCACGCCUCUGGUAUUGUGGUAUCCUCGACAGUAGAGGAGGGAGCAAUCUAG